This is a messenger RNA of Sciurus carolinensis (gray squirrel), 1630 nucleotides long. RefSeq names its product chromosome 7 C6orf136 homolog (gene C7H6orf136). Lineage: Eukaryota; Metazoa; Chordata; Mammalia; Rodentia; Sciuridae. The record is from RefSeq and is a predicted model, not a curated record. The transcript is spliced from 6 exons. Bases 133 to 1080 code for a protein of 315 amino acids.
CCCUCAGCCCUUGCCCCCCCCCCCCGCCCCUUUCCCCUUCACGAAGCCGGCUCUGGGGCACGCUCACCCCUGUGAGGAGGCCGGAGACUGGAGGCUGGACUUGGGAGGUGUCCUUUCCGCUCCCGGAAGAUCAUGUACCACCCCAGUCGGGGGGCGGCCCGGCGUCUCGGCCCCUGCCUCCGCGCCUACCAGGCUCGACCCCAGGACCAGAUUUCUCCUCGGACUCUGCCAUUCCCACCCCUCUGGCCCCACUCCACAACCACCACUUCCCCAUCAUCUCCUCUUCUAUGGUCCCCCCCACCCCCACAUCCUCCCUCCCGGCCUGCCCCCAGGCCUUCCCCACUACCUCUUCCGCAGAUCCAGGCCCUAAAAUCACCAUGGGUAGUUCUCCCUCCAGGAAAUGGGGAGGAGGGACCAGGACCAGAGUUGCACAGCCGCUGCCUAGAUGGGCUUAGGAGCCUUUUUGAGGGACCUCCCUGCCCAUAUCCUGGGGCUUUGACACCUUUCCAAGCCCCUGGAACUGCCCAUCCUUCCCCUGCCACCCCAUCAGGAGAUCCUAGUAUGGAGGAACACCUUGCUGUCAUGUAUGAGAGACUGAAACAAGAGCUUCCCAACCUCUUCCUUCACUCCCAUGACUAUACUCUCUAUUCAUCUGAUGUGGAAUUCAUCAAUGAGAUUCUGAGCAUACGAACCAAGGGCCGGACAUGGUACAUUUUGUCACUGACCCUUUGCCGCUUCCUGGCUUGGAACUAUUUUGCACAACUUCGGUUGGAGGUUCUACAGCUGACCCGCCACCCUGAGAAUUGGACUCUACAAGCCCGCUGGAGACUCAUAGGACUUCCCAUUCAUAUGCUCUUUUUGCGUUUCUAUAAGCGUGACAAAGAGGAGCUUUACCGGACCUACGAUGCCUAUUCCACAUUUUACCUGAAUUCCAGUGGCCUCAUUUGUCGACAUCACCUAGACAAGCUGAUGCCUUCACACUCACCUUCAACACCUGUGAAGAAGCUGCUGGUGGGAGCCCUGGUGGCCCUGGGGCUGUCAGAACCAGAACCCAGUAUACACGUGUGUUCUAAGGUCUGAGCCAGGAACUGGGAUGGAAGCAGCACUGAAGACUUUGCUACGCACAAGAGAAGGAGGUGGAAGUGGCCAAGAAUUUUGAGCCAGCUGCUUCUCCUUUUCUCUCCUUCUUUUCCAUCUCAUGCUGUGUAAAGCUGCUGUGUAAUUUAACUUGUAAAUAAUAAAGUAACAAUAUGGGAUGGAAUUUCAAGUUACUUUCUCUGGACUCCAAAAGUUUCCACAAAGACUUAUUGCAAAAAUAAUUUUAUUUGACAGAUAUUAAAUAAUAUAUGGAAAUAUAAGGAAAAGGAGGAGCUGGUGUCAGGUUCCAUUUGUGUCCUUUUCUCUACCCUAGCUCUUCUCGUGUCUUGCCUAUUUUUUUGGGCAUUUUCUUAGCAUGGGGAUCUUCCAGCUCUUUGGCCUUAUAAUAAUGGGGAGCCACUUCCAGAAGCCAGCUGCUCUCAAUCUCCAAUACCUAGAAUAAAGAGAAAAUAUCAGUAGGUUUCCCUUCUAUCCAAUCAGGAAUCUUAAGUGUAUGUAGUCAAAAAAUGUUCUUUUACCUUUUUUUGCAGUG